GUCCAGUGUCGAUCAAUGACAAGGAAAAGCCAAUGAAAAAGGGCAGAGCCUUAGAACUAAAUCACUUGCUUACAUAAAAGCAGAAUCUUGCACUCGUGGUGGUGGUGAGUCGAAGGGGAAAGACUCUAGCUCGAUCAUCAGUUGCGUGAGGAGAAGAUCGAUGAACCGCACGGCCCUGGACGACGUGAUCCGGCGUCUCCUUGAGGCACGGCGGCCGCGUCAAGGGAAGCAAGCGCAGCAGGUGCAGCUCACGGAGGGGGAGAUCCGGCAGCUCUGCGCCGCCUCCAAGGACGUCUUCAUGCGCCAGCCCAACCUCCUGGAGCUCGAUGCCCCCAUCAAGAUCGCCGGUGACAUCCAUGGGCAGUACCCCGACCUGCUCCGCCUCUUCGACCUCUGCGGCUACCCGCCGCGGCACAGCUACCUGUUCAUGGGCGACUACGUGGAUCGCGGCAAGCAGAGCAUCGAGACAAUCUGCCUCCUGCUCGCCUACAAGAUCCGGUACCCGGAGCACUUGUUCCUCCUCCGGGGCAACCACGAGUGCGCCUCCAUCAACCGCGUCUACGGCUUCUACGACGAGUGCAAGCGCCGCUACUCCGUCCGCCUCUGGCGCAACUUCUCCGACUGCUUCACCUGCCUCCCCGCCGCCGCCGUCGUCGACGCGCGCAUCCUCUGCAUGCACGGCGGCCUCUCCCCGGACCUCCGCCACCUCCAGGACAUCGCCCGCCUGCCCAGGCCCGUGGACGUGCCCGACUCCGGCCUCCUGUGCGACCUGCUCUGGUCCGAUCCUUCCUCCUCCGGCCACGGUGGGUGGGGGCCCAACGACCGGGGCGUGUCCUACACCUUCGGGGCGGACGUGGUCGAGGCGUUCGUGGAGAGGCACGACCUGGACCUCGUGUGCCGGGCGCACCAGGUGGUGGAGGAUGGCUACGAGUUCUUCUCCGGGAGGAGGAUGGUCACCGUCUUCUCCGCGCCCAACUACUGCGGCGAGUUCGACAACGCCGGCGCCGUCAUGUGCGUCGACGACGACCUCACAUGCUCCUUUCAGAUACUCAAGCCCACGGAUACCAAGAACCGCCGCUUCUCCUUCGGCUUCGGAUCAUCAACAACCGCCCCCUCCAAUAACCGAGGGAUCCGAUCACCGUGGUGCUAAUUAACAUGCUUAACAAUAUAUGACCCAAACAAAUAGUGUACUACGGAGUACAAUAAAACCCUCUUUGAUUUUUGUCAGUUUUGUAUGAAUUUCUUGGAUGGUGUUAUUAUUAGCCCUUUUUAAAAGGAAAAUGCUGUGUUACAGCUUUCAGCCUUUAACAAUAGGAAAAGGAAAAAAGUGUGUAGAAGUAUCGUCUUUUCUUAGGGGCAUGAGUCGUUCUUUUCUACGGUUUUGCUUGAUCUCAGCUAGUGGAGAAACUAUUCAGUUGAGUCCUCCGUCAUCAAAUUUGUAUUGUGAUUCACGCAUUUGAGUUGCAAGUUUUGCAACCGAGAUCUUUUCAGUUGUAAGUUGAGUUUCAACUGAUUUUUUCAA
This is a messenger RNA of Lolium perenne, 1522 nucleotides long. Its product is annotated as serine/threonine-protein phosphatase PP1 isozyme 2. NCBI's taxonomy places the organism in Eukaryota, Viridiplantae, Streptophyta, Magnoliopsida, Poales, Poaceae. The record is from RefSeq and is a predicted model, not a curated record. Gene Ontology annotation, cellular component: nucleus; cytoplasm. Gene Ontology annotation, molecular function: protein serine/threonine phosphatase activity.